Messenger RNA from Lachancea mirantina, 2703 nucleotides. Lineage: Eukaryota; Fungi; Ascomycota; Saccharomycetes; Saccharomycetales; Saccharomycetaceae. The record is from the annotation of a GenBank genome assembly.
AUGAACCUCUGUAUCAAUCAGGAGCAGUUUGUCUUUCAAUUGACAAAUGUAGGAAGUAACCAAAUUCGUCACGGUACCAGUGAUUCCACUGCGACAACACCAGCAUCGACAAAAUCGAAGCGAUGGGCCGACCGAUUUCAAAAACUGUCACGCCCUAAAAAGGGAGCCCUUAUGAGUACAACAGCGGACGAAGAUUUCAGUUUGGCAAAAAACCCAGCCCAAAAAGUGUUUUCUGACUUAGACCCUUUCUCCACGCCUAUAAGAACCCGUUCGAAGAGUACGCAUGAGGUUCCACUUCGAUCAACGUCGAUUCCACAUCCCGAUUCAUCUCUACUGAAAGCCUCUCUUCCUGCUACAGGAAGAACAGACUCUGAGAACAAUUGGGAUUCUCCCAGUUCUCUCAGUUCAACACCUUUCCACCAGAAUGAAACACCACCGCGUAUUAGACCCUUCGACCAUCCCAGCACGGCCAGCGAAAAAAAGUCGUAUAUGCGGCAACAAUGCUCUCUGUGCGCCGACUUGAUCUGUUUCCGCUCUCAUGGAGAAAAAAUUGUCCCACUUAGAUGUAAUCAUUUGGCCCACGCAAACUGCCUUUCUGCAUUUCUGGAAGAACAUUCCAACGACUUGUCCUUCGCAUACCCUCCUUGCUCAAAAUGUGACGAUGGCACUCGCUGCAUACCCGUUUCGAGAGAGUAUCGAGAAAUGCUUAUGUCGGACGUUCUGCUUAGAGCAACGUCCACACCGCGGCCUCCAGCGAGUCCAGUUCCCUCUUCCCAGUCACCGGUUUACAACAAAGAGAGUGGAAGUCCAGGCCGCAGCACCGCCGUGAUGGUUGAACGAUUUGGGGCGGUCAGAAGUUUAUCACGUUCCAACAGGAAUGUCAAAGACCUUUACUUGAGACUUUCCAAAUGGCGUUCGUCCGAAGACUCGCGGACCCUAGCCCGUGGUAGCAUCAUAUCCGGCUUGUCCUCCAUUACAACUUCUGUGUCAUUAAUCAGCUUAGACCAAGAAGAAAGUGGUACCGCCACGAAAUCUCUAGACCAGAUUCCUCUCGCGGUCUUGAGACAUUUGUAUACUCAGACUCUACUCUCAAGUUUUCCUCAAAAAUUGAACGACUGGAAACUUGACGCAGAAUUUGGCGCCUUACGACUCGUAGAUCGACUAAUGUUUUCACAUGAUGGGGACUUAUUCCUUGAAUGCAUCUGCUUCCUCUUCAGAAAAGUUAUUGUUUUUGCACGACCAGCUGCCAGCUUUGCACCGAACAGUCUUCAAAAAGCCCGUUAUUCGGAAUUUUAUUCAUAUUCGGCUGAGAAUGGAUUGAUCAUCAAUUCAAUUGCCUCUUCGUUACUUAAGUGUACCGUGAAACAAGAAAACGAAGUUUCAUCGCCAAAAAAACGCAAGGAUUUUUAUCUCAAAGAAUCAAGUGACUCAGACUCUACCCAAAUUAUUGAAAAAUGGGCCUCCGCCCUCCUUGAUCCUGACCUAGUUUUUAAAAGUGGGUUUUUCUCGACAAACUUCCUCAUAGGUUCCAGCAAUUUGACUGAUCAACGAAAUAAGCCAUUGCUUGAAGGAAUCAACAGUCGAUUUUCCGUAUUAGACUUGAAAAUGGAUGCCGGAGGUGAAGGAGCGGUGUUGAGGAAAAGUGUCAUCGGCUUGGAAGCGUCUGUGGACAAGGAUGGGACAAUUUCCUCCACGCUAUCGUUGAAGAAAAGCAAGCCCAGCGAUCUUCUCGUUAUUUUUCAGCUGGAUUUAAGAACUGUGAGCCAACAUGACAUGAGGACACUGAAAAACUCUCUUCAAGCUUUGACUCUACAAGAUGAAAAUUGCAAAGUUUGUUUAGUCGAUAUUGCCGGCGAUGUUUUGAGUUUCGGUUUGAUUAAGGAACAGCUGCCGAACUUUGGCCAACACAAAAAAUCUCAGACACCCUCAAAUAUUCAAGAGUUGGUUAAGUCCACCGCAGAAUCUGUGACCUCCACUUUUGGGAUCGCGGUCUUUUCCAGCACACCCAUGGAUAAGAGCAAGUCGUACCUAUUCAAAGACUUCAAAGCGUUUUCACAGCUUGAAAGAAAAAAAGUCAAGGAAUUAAAAGUGCAUAUUGGCUAUUUGAAUGUUGACCAUUCAGAUGAGAUUUCUGAGCUGGCAGAAAUUAGUUCGUGGGAAAACAUGAUUGAAAUGAUGUGUUUUGCCUUCAAUAUGACGUUUGACGAUGACGAUGACGACGACGACGACGACGACGAUGAUGAUGAUGAUGAUGAUGAUGAUGAUGAGCGCAGCAUUCAAUACGCAUCACAUGCAGUUUUGCAUAGUCCCUUGAGCAUUAAAACUCAAAAAAGAAGCCUCGAAAGCGCCUCUCAUCUGUCCCAGUUUUCGUUUUCAUCCGACGGCACACAUCCAGGGUUCAAUUCUGGCAACCUCUCCAUAGUUGACAGAUUGCCCUUGGACGAGAAUGGCCUCCUCCAGAAACCUUUUUCGACUGGCCCAAAUAAUUCAUUGGAAGAAAGCCGUGAUCAGCUCUAUCCUGUGUUACCUCGAGACACCAGUUGCCUGCAAUCUUUGAAAUCGGACCCCCAUUCAAUAUGUGAGGAUAUUAAUUAUCUGCACUUGAAAGAGGAGGGCUGUAAUACCAACUGGAAUAUUUUUCUUAAAGGCAUAAACAAGAUACUCGAUGAUGCCAUUGAGCAGAAAGAAGCGCGAGCCUGGUGA